Molecule: messenger RNA, 1026 nt
Organism: Desarmillaria tabescens
Lineage: Eukaryota; Fungi; Basidiomycota; Agaricomycetes; Agaricales; Physalacriaceae
Product: peptidase C1B, bleomycin hydrolase
Exons: 4
Coding region: 1-1026 (341 amino acids)
Biological process (GO): L-homocysteine catabolic process; proteolysis; response to toxic substance
Cellular component (GO): cytoplasm
Molecular function (GO): cysteine-type aminopeptidase activity
Source: RefSeq, a predicted model, not a curated record
AUGUCCUCCGACGAGAAACAAUCCGUUCGCAGUGUAGCUGCCUCGUUCGUCUCCAUUUCUCUCCAGGAUACUGCUUUAUCGCCCAGUGGCUCGUUGUUGAUAAACAACGUAGCGAAAUGGGAGGAAAGUGUAGCCGCCAAUACCAAGAUUCAGCUUGCCCGUACCAUUCUUUCUCAUUCCAACAUCCGUUCAGCACUCAUUUCUCGCGACUCCGUCAUUGCCGAUACCCAUAUCUUUAACAACGAGAUAGACUUCAAGACCGGACCUAUUACCAACCAGAAGUCCAGUGGUCGGUGCUGGUUAUUUGCUGCCACCAAUGUCCUACGUUACGGGGUCAUGAAGAAACUCAAGUUGAAAGAAUUUCAACUUUCUCAGUCUUAUAUGUUCUUUUGGGACAAGCUCAACAAGGCAAACUACUACCUGGAGCUAUCCAUCGAGCUUGCUGACCGUCCUCUUGAUGAUCGGCUUGUUUCGCAACUUUCGGAAAACUUAAUGAGCGACGGUGGUCAGUUCGAGAUGGCUGUCAACCUUUUGGAGAAUUACGGCCUUGUACCACAAGCUCUCUAUCCCGAGUCCACUCAUUCUUCAUUUUCCUCGCCACUCAAUGCCCUUCUCAAGACGAAAUUAUGUGAACACGCGCUCAUUCUUCGUGCUCUGUCAAGUGAUUUGAAGGCCACUCUCCGCACUGAGAAGGAAAAGCUGUUGAAAGAAAUCUAUAUUAUCUUGACUGCCACUCUUGGCGUGCCUCCUAUGCCUGAUAAGCAGUUUGUCUGGGAAUACUAUGACGCAGAUGGUAAGGCUGGAAGAUGGGAAGGCACGCCGAUUGAAUUCUUGGAGAAGAACGCGUCUGAGCCAUAUCCUGCUCAAGAAUACUUUUCGUUGGUCAACGAUCCCCGCAAUGAAUAUUCUAAACUGUACACUGUCGACAAGUUCGGCAACAUUUGGGGAGCUCGACCAAUUCUUUGUCAGGAUAUUUUACAUCCACUUUUAUCGUCUUGCCUCAUUUUUCAAGAUUCUAGAUGUUAA